This is a messenger RNA of Onthophagus taurus, 1218 nucleotides long. Lineage: Eukaryota; Metazoa; Arthropoda; Insecta; Coleoptera; Scarabaeidae. The record is from RefSeq and is a predicted model, not a curated record.
GUGUAGUCAAAAAUGAAAACUCCAAUUAUUGUUAUGUUAGCUAUGAGACAAUCUUUAAGUGAUCCAAACGUUUGGGAGGAUGGGUUAUUUGAUAAAGAUUCGUGGCAGGAAAUUAUGCAACCGUGGGCUCAAACUGUUGUAACGGGAAGAGCGAGAUUGGGGGGAAUCCCCGUUGGGGUUAUCGCUGUUGAAACAAGAACCGUUGAGGUGCAUCUCCCAGCGGAUCCUGCGAAUUUAGACUCUGAGGCGAAAAAAAUUUCCCAAGCCGGUCAAGUUUGGUUCCCGGAUUCCGCCUACAAAACGGCCCAAGCAAUCCAAGAUUUCUCCCGCGAAGACCUCCCCUUAAUAAUAUUCGCGAAUUGGCGCGGAUUUAGCGGGGGGAUGAAAGACAUGUACGAACAAAUCAUGAAAUUCGGCGCUUACAUAGUCGAUGGGUUACGCAAAUACACAAAACCCAUCAUAAUUUACAUCCCACCCCACGGGGAGCUCCGCGGUGGAGCUUGGGCGGUCGUUGACCCCACGAUAAACCCCCGUUACAUGGAGAUGUACGCCGACGCUGACGCACGAGGUGGGGUUUUAGAACCAGAAGGAAUCGUCGAAAUCAAAUACCGCAAAAAAGAUUUAAUCAAAGCGAUCCACCGAAUCGACCCGCUAAUCAAAGAUUGGCUAGAAACCAUCAAAAUCCAAUCGAAUCAUAACCACAUUACAUCAUCCUUCGAAAGAAAAAAUAGCUUAUCAGCGGCGCAAACUCAAGAAGUCGCUAAAACCCCCGAAGUGAUUGAGUUAGAAACAAAAAUCGCGAAUCGCGAGGCGUUAUUAAUGCCGAUGUAUCACCAAGUCGCGGUUCAUUUCGCCGAUUUACACGACACCCCCGAAAGAAUGCACGAAAAAGGAACAAUCUUAGAUAUUUUAACUUGGAAGAAUUCGCGGAGGGUUUUAUAUUGGAGAUUAAAAAGGUUAAUAUUGCAAGAUCAAGUUAUUUCGAGUUUGUUGGAAGCGCAACCUAAUUUGGGAGUGGGACAAACUGAAGCGAUGUUGAGACGGUGGUUUGUUGAGACGAAAGGAACCGCGGAGGGGUAUUUAUGGGAUAACAACCAAACCGUCGUUGAAUGGCUUGAGGAGCAAAUGGAUAAAUCAAUGGAGGAAUCUGUGAUUGGUUAUAAUCUUCAUUGUGUUAAAAAAGAUGCGAUUAUAAACAGGAUGAGAAAUUCUUUGGAG